GAAAAUAAAUUCUUAUUUCAAUUGAAAGGGUUUAGGUGAGAUCGGAAUCACAAAGAAGAAAUAAACAAAGAGAAACUUCGAUUAUUCAUUCAUCGAUUCACAGAGAACAAAAAUUAGGGUUUGAAAUCAAAAUCACAAGAACAAUGGAUGUGAUAAAGACCCAACAAAUUUCAUGGAGAGCGAUAGAGAAAGUUGUAGUUCAUCCUUUAGUUUUGCUUAGCAUAGUCGAUAACUACAACAGAGUCGCCAAAGACACUCGCAAACGUGUCGUCGGUGUUUUGCUCGGUUCAUCUUUCAAAGGCACCGUUGAUAUCACCAACAGCUAUGCCGUUCCAUUUGAAGAAGAUGAUAAGGAUCCUAGCAUUUGGUUUCUUGAUCAUAAUUAUCAUGAAUCAAUGUUCUCUAUGUUUAAGAGAAUCAAUGCUAAGGAGCAUGUUGUGGGGUGGUAUAGUACUGGACCAAAAUUGAGAGAAAACGACCUUGAUAUUCAUGGUUUAUUCAAUGACUAUGUUCCAAAUCCUGUUUUGGUUAUAAUUGACGUUGAACCUAAGGAGUUGGGAAUUCCUACAAAAGCUUACUAUGCUGUUGAAGAGGUUAAAGAGAAUGCAACUCAGAAAAGCCAAAAGGUCUUUGUGCAUGUGCAAUCGGAAAUUGCUGCUCAUGAAGUUGAGGAAAUAGGAGUGGAACACUUGCUCAGAGAUGUGAAGGAUACAACCAUUAGCACCCUUGCAACAGAGGUAAGUGCAAAACUCACAGCCUUGAAGGGUUUGGAUGCAAGACUCAAAGAGAUAAGAAGUUAUCUUGACCUUGUCAUUGAUGAAAAGCUUCCCUUGAACCAUGAGAUCCUGUACCAUUUGCAGGACGUAUUCAACCUGCUUCCAAAUCUUAAUGUCACUGAUUUGAUCAAGGCUUUUGCAGUGAAAACGAAUGAUAUGAUGCUAGUAAUAUACCUGUCGUCUCUCAUCAGAAGUGUAAUUGCACUUCACAACUUGAUUAACAACAAGAUGCUCAACAAAGAACAUGAAAGGGCUGAAGACUCAAAAUCAGUGCCUGUACCUAGUACAGGAGGAAGUUGAGAUUUGAGAGGCGUGUGAUACUUGGAGUUCGAAGGGCACUGUUAUUUAAUAUGAUCAAUACAUGGGCCAAGCCAACUGACACCUUUCCGGCCACUCCUGAGUUUUUCUUCAUGGUUUAAUGAAAUACAUGUAAUAUGGCACAAUGAUCUUUUAACUCAAGGAAUACAUGUAACAUUGCUUUCGCUCGUGAUUCUAUAUUAUGUAUUUUAAUUUUA
Messenger RNA from Trifolium pratense (red clover), 1291 nucleotides. RefSeq names its product 26S proteasome non-ATPase regulatory subunit 7 homolog A. The transcript has 10 exons. Gene Ontology annotation, molecular function: metallopeptidase activity; protein binding. Gene Ontology annotation, cellular component: proteasome complex; proteasome regulatory particle. Gene Ontology annotation, biological process: proteasome-mediated ubiquitin-dependent protein catabolic process. The record is from RefSeq and is a predicted model, not a curated record. Lineage: Eukaryota; Viridiplantae; Streptophyta; Magnoliopsida; Fabales; Fabaceae. Bases 144 to 1076 code for a protein of 310 amino acids.